AUGUUCCUCGACGCAGUGCGAAAGGACAAGGCCAGCGCCACGGACGGCCGCGAUCCUAUUCAAGAGCGGUCCGCGGAUACCACGCCGAGCGACACAGACAAGCCCGGUCCCUCGGACCAGGAACAGGAACAGGAACAAAUCAUGUUGGAAGAGAAGGAACCGGCCGAGCCGCAUUUUGAACGCGGCCUCCGGUUCUGGGCAAUUAUCGUCGUGCUCGGGAUCUCGGGUCUUCUGGGCUCGCUUGAACACACGGUGGUCGUGACGGCCGGCCCAUACAUUCUGCAGGAUCUCAACAUGCGGGAGGAGUUCGUCUGGAUCACCAACGGUUUCUUCGUCACCAGCACAGCCAUGACGCCACUACUUGGACAGCUAUGCAACAUAUUCGGCCGGCGGUGGGUGUUCCUUACCGUGAUCGCUUUCAACACGCUUGGCAGUGGCAUCUGCGGCGGCGCGACCAGCAGCGACAUGCUGAUCGCCGGGCGGGCCCUCCAAGGCGCCGGUUCGGGCGGUAUUGUGCUGAUUAUAAACAUUAUCGUGUCGGACCUGUGUCCCCUACGCCAUCGCGGACGAUAUUUCGCUGUGAUCUUGGCUAUCUAUGGCAUCGGCCUGGCUACUGGCCCGCUAAUUGGUGGUGUUGUUGCCGAAUACUCGACGUGGCGAUGGGUCUUCUACCUGAGCCUGCCCAUCGGUGGCUUCUCAAUGAUUUCUAUGUUCUUCCUCCUGCGCUACGAUACCAUCGACAACACAACCAUGGGCCAGAAGCUGCGCCGGCUUGACAUCGUCGGCAACCUUAUUCUUGCAGCCAGCACUGUGUCGGUCCUGUACUCGUUGACAUACGCCGGCACAAUCUACUCAUGGAGCUCGUGGCAUACUCUGGUGCCCCUUCUGGUAGGAUUCUUGGGCUUCUUAAUCUUCGGCCUCUAUGAAGCCUCAGGGCUGCCAGUCGAGCCCGUCAUGCCGAUGCGGCUGCUCGCGCAUCGCACGUCCAUUAUCGUCUUCAUCAACACAUGGGUCAACGCAUGCAUGUACCUAUGGUUUCUAUACUUCCUGCCAAUUUAUUUCCAGGCCGUCGCGCUAUAUUCGGCCACCCGUGCUGGCUAUUCGCUUUUCCCGCAAGCUGCCGCCGGCGCUCCCGCCUCGAUCGUCGCCGGCCUUAUCCUCAGCCGCUGGGGCAAAUUCAAAGCCCUCCACUUUGCUGGCUUCGCCUUCUGCGCCGUAGGCAUGGGUAUCACCUCCCUCGUCGACGAAUCAACAUCCAUCGUGCACUGGGCUGCCUGUCAGAUCCUUGUGGCCAUCGGCGUAGGCGUCGUCGUCGACACGCUGCCGCCCGCCUUCCAGGCGCCCGUGUCCGAGGACGACCAGGCGGCCGCGACGUCGUGCUGGGCAUUUAUGCGCUCCUUCGGCGGCAUAUGGGGCGUCGCCAUCCCCGCCGUCGUCUUCAACAACCGCGUCGACGAGAUGUUGACCUCGACGGUAUCGGACCCGGCAGCGCGUGCUCUACUGGGACGCGGCGGCGCAUUCCAGGAGGCCUCGGCGAACUUCGUCAGGCAGUUUGCCCCAGACGUGCAGGCCGAGAUCCGCACGCUCUAUGCCGACGCCCUCGACCGCGUUUUCUGGGUCGGCGCCGUCUUCGCGGUUGUGGGAGCCCUGUUGUGCCUCAUCGAGAAGGAGGUGCCGAUGCGGCUUCACCUUCAGACCAGAUACCACCUUGAGAAAGGGGAAAAGACUGGGCAUGGGAAUGAGGCGUAG
Molecule: messenger RNA, 1749 nt
Organism: Diaporthe amygdali
Lineage: Eukaryota; Fungi; Ascomycota; Sordariomycetes; Diaporthales; Diaporthaceae
Exons: 1
Coding region: 1-1749 (582 amino acids)
Biological process (GO): transmembrane transport
Molecular function (GO): transmembrane transporter activity
Source: RefSeq, a predicted model, not a curated record